This is a messenger RNA of Cataglyphis hispanica, 4632 nucleotides long. It is a transcript of the gene GLS, whose product is annotated as glutaminase kidney isoform, mitochondrial. Gene Ontology annotation, biological process: L-glutamine catabolic process. Lineage: Eukaryota; Metazoa; Arthropoda; Insecta; Hymenoptera; Formicidae. The record is from RefSeq and is a predicted model, not a curated record. Bases 443 to 2299 code for a protein of 618 amino acids. The transcript is spliced from 10 exons. Gene Ontology annotation, molecular function: glutaminase activity; protein binding.
UGAUAAACGUUGUCACAUUACAAGCAAUCUGCAAGAGAACGUUUUGAAACGUUUUCUAAAUUUUGUACACAUUAAUUACAUACAAUAUUAUGUUUUGAGAAUUUUUUGGAUUACCCGUUAUAUAAACUAGUGGUCUCUAAUCAUAUUUUGUGAUCAAAGUGUAUUGUAAUAUAAAAUAUUUGCUACGAAUGUACACAAAGUAAUGAGAGAAGUGCAAGAAUAAUUCUGAAUUUAAUUAAUUACGUCAAUUUGAUAAAUAUUUGCUUAUAAAUCUAAUAAAUUUAUAUCAGAGAGAAGAAGAAAAGAAUAAUAUUGUAUAUUAAAGUAAUUCUAUUUUAUUUAAUACAAUACGUAUGUGCAAUUAAUAUAAUAGCCUCGAUAAAUACUUGUGAGGAUUAUAAAUAUUAUAAAUAUUAUUGAUUCUCUCAUCAAAGCGCAAAGCAUGAAAAUCAAUAUGCCUUAUAUCGAGGCAAUCGAUUGCGAUUCCAAAACGAAAUCUAAUCUUCAGUUGGCUAAAGUUUCGGAAGAUUAUGCGAUUAAAUCGAAAGUUGCGUGUUCGAUCUGGUUAGAAAAGAAAAAUGAUCAAUCUACCAGGAUGUUGGCUCGCUUUCUUAGCACUCGAGAUCAAGAUCAAGCAACAAAUGCUGAAGAUGUUUUGUUUGAUAUGUUUAAAAACGAAGAGACUGGCCUCGUAUCGGUGGGAAAAUUUCUAGCUGCUUUAAGGAUAACGGGCUUGCGAAAGAAUGAUCCUCGUCUGCAAGAACUUACGGAUAAUCUGAAAAAGGAGCACGCAAAGGCAGGUCAUGAAAAUAUAUCACACGAAACGCAAAAACUAGAUAGAGAACAAUUUAGAAGGGUUAUAAAUCCUAAUAUCGUACUAAUCUCUCGGGCGUUCAGGCAUCAGUUCAUAAUUCCCGACUGGGCGGGUUUCACGAAGCAUAUAGAAGAUUUUUAUUGGAAAUGCAAAACGAACACCGAGGGCAAGGUCGCUUCCUAUAUACCUCAGUUAGCCAGAAUGAAUCCGGAAUACUGGGGCGUCUCUGUGUGCACCAUUGACGGCCAGCGAUUCAGUAUCGGUGACACUUCAAUACCGUUCACCCUUCAAAGUUGCAGCAAACCUUUAACUUAUGCGAUUGCCUUGGACAGAUUGGGUCCGGAAGUGGUACAUCAAUACGUUGGCCAAGAGCCGUCCGGUAGAAAUUUUAACGAGCUCGUGCUCGAUCAUAAUAAAAAGCCACACAAUCCAAUGAUCAACGCCGGGGCAAUACUGAUUUGCUCGCUUUUGAAAACAUUAGUCAAACCAGAAAUGGGACUGGCAGAGAAAUUCGAUUUUACAAUGAACUACUUUAAAAGAUUGGCUGGUGAGGAGAAUCUGGGCUUCAACAACGCCGUCUUCUUAUCAGAACGAGAAGCAGCCGAUCGAAAUUACGCUUUAGGAUUUUACAUGAGGGAGCACAACUGUUAUCCAGACAAGACGAAUUUGCGCGAUAUUAUGGAUUAUUAUUUCCAGUGUUGUGCUAUGGAAGGGAAUUGCGAGACGAUGGCGGUGAUGGCAGCUACACUAGCAAACGGUGGCAUAUGUCCGAUCACUGAAGAAAAAGUCUUAAAACCGGAAAGCGUUCGAGACGUAUUAAGUCUUAUGCACAGCUGCGGCAUGUAUGACUAUAGCGGACAAUUCGCAUUCAAAGUUGGCAUACCAGCGAAAUCCGGUGUGUCGGGAAGUCUUCUGGUGGUAAUACCAAAUGUCAUGGGAAUAUGCACGUGGUCUCCACCCUUGGAUCCGCUUGGAAAUUCCUGUCGCGGUGUGCAGUUUUGCGAAGAGCUCGUAAGCGAAUUUAAUUUUCACAGAUAUGAUAACUUGAAGCAUGCGACGAACAAGAAGGAUCCUAGACGGCACAAAUAUGAGACGAAAGGUCUCUCGAUCGUUAAUCUUCUGUUUAGCGCUGCCAGCGGUGAUGUCACAGCGAUGAGAAGGCACCGAUUGAGCGGGAUGGACAUGACUCUAUCCGACUACGAUGGCAGAACCGCAUUGCACUUGGCCGCCAGCGAAGGUCAUCUGGAUUGCGUCGAGUUUCUCAUCGAGCAUUGCGGAGUCCCACACGAUCCCAAGGACAGAUGGGGCAAACGACCAGUUGACGAAGCCGAGACUUUCGGACAUAUGCAGGUGGUAGAAUAUUUAAAUAACUAUGCUCUCGCUCACGAAACCGAGCUGGAGAACAAACAGAACGAAUGUAUCGAUGACAACAACGACUCUUGUUCUAAAAAGCAAGAAACAGCGAUGCAAUCGCCAUUACCGUGAACAAUAAUGUGUAGCAAAUUGUGUGAACUGGAGAACGAAAGCGGGAACAAAGCUAUCGAAUUAGGAAAAUACAUUUUCAAAUAAUGUAAAUAUACUUUUCAUUUUUUUUUUAUUUUAAACAACAUAUAAUACAGAUUUGCAUAUCAUUAUUUAUAUAAUUAUUUGCCGAUUGCAUGCAUUUUUUUUAGACAAUAGUGUACGAAUGAAUUAAUAUGAAAUUUUUAUAUAAGAGUUUACAUCUAUCUCCCUCUCUCAAUCUUAAAGAUACAAUAACGUGAAAUAAUUUUAUCUGUAAUUUCCAAGAUUCAUUAGAGCCGUAUAUGAUCUCGUUUUACUUACACGCGAUGUAGUUGGUUGAGCAGCACAGAUUAACGACAACAAAAUUUUUUUCUUUUUGGAAUAAAUUUUGACAUUUCAUCAUCCACUCUCACAUUUUAAAUAUAUGAAUAUGAUAAAAAUUUUCGAUUCACAUAUCAGAUCAAUAAAAGAAUAAUGAAGUAUUAUACGGUCUUAAAAUUUGAUAAAAUAUUCUUUGCACGAUUAUUUUUUGAAUAGAUUAUAAAAUCUCAAUUUUUACAUUGUAUGGUACAUAAACUUUUUUUAAUUUUUAAUUAUAUUGUUUAUAAUAUUAAAGAAUACGUAUGACAAGACAGGAAUAAAUUCUCUUGUCUUUUCAUACAACCUUUCCGUUUACCUUCAAAACGGAAGAAGAGAGAGAGCUAUUUUAAGAAUAAAUUUUUUUAAUUGACUUGUUCAAUAAUGCAUGGCGAGACAGGGAAGUAUAUUUAAAAUUGAAAAGAGAUACGAUUUAUACUUUAAAAUGCAAGUUCUAUAAAAUUGGGAUUAUUUAGCACAUUCUUUUUAAUAUUUUCAUAUUUUUUUAGUUUUAGGGAAAUAAACGAUUUCACAUUUAAAUUUAUAUUUACUUUAAAUAGUAGGACAUCAAUGAUUUUCUCGUCAGUUAGAUAUUGACAAUUGAUAGAAUAUUUUAUCUUAAUAUAGCGGCGCUUGUUAUUCAUCUAAACAUACAAGUAACAAUUUGUUCUUCUACAAUGGUGCAUGAAAUACACGCGGAUAACGAUUUAAUAGGGAAAUACAGAUAUUAUCUCCUGAAAAUUCUUCGUAAUAAAUCGCGCGCAUGAAUCGUGCGUUAACAUAUCUUUCUAAAUGUAUUUCUCAACGCGUUUUAGAGAUAUUCUUCAUAGAUAGAAAAUAUUAUAUCCGUCUUAGAAAUGUUUAUUUCGCAAGCGUCCACUGCGAAAAAAACUUCAAAAAGUAAAUAUAAAUAUAUAUAUCACAUAGACACACAAUGUAUAUAAAUAUUACAUAUAUUAUCUUAUAAACAAGUUUCCCUUUUCUUUAAUUUAUAGGAAGAUUUUAUAUUUAAAAACUUAUAAAAUUUAGAUUAUAUUUAAAAAUAUUUAUUUUAUAUUAUCUCAUUAUCUUUUAAUUUUUACGUCGCGAACAAUGAAAAAAUGGGCAUUGACGUGAGAGAAAAUGCGUAAUACUAUUAAGAUAUAUUUCUGAAAUAUUAUCAGCUACGAUACAUAGAAAUAUGUACUGUUCUUAGUUUAAAUUGUCGUAUAACGCCAAUUGGAGUGUGUAUAAUUACUUCUCAGUACAUGAGCGAUUACUUCUUAUCGGCUGUUAUCGAUAUCGUACUGUAUAAAUGUGUCAACGGGCUGCAAAGGCUGCAAGAGUCAAUUUUUCGCAAUGUAUUAAUCACAAGUUGCGAUUACGCUAACGUAGCGAUUAUCUGUAUAUUCAAUGUAUAUUAGGCAACUAUUUUCCAAUGAUAGGAUCGCUUUAUGCAGAAGAAGACUUGAAAUUAUAUUUUCAAAUAGACAAAAAAUGACAAUAAUAAUAUAUUAUAUAUAUAUAUUUAACAUAAUAAUAUUAUAAAACAAUAUUAUUAUCAUAUACGAAAGCAUUUUGAUGUGGAAUACGGAUAUGUGAUUCUAUUAUUUUUCAAAAAAAAAACAGAAUUUAUGUUACAAUCGCAUAAAUUUGUAGUUUAUUUUGAGAGAUUUUUGUAUGAUUUACUUCCAAAAAAAUAGUUCCAGUAUUAGUAGAUAUGUAAUAAGUAUUAAUGAUGAAAGAUCUUUGCAUAUUUUUGUAUGACUUUCGAAUCAAUUAUAUUAUAUUAAAUAAUUUUACGUUGAUUUUUAAUUUGUACAAGAAAGGGUCGAUGUAAAAGUCAAUAGUCUCGAGAACUCGCUAUUCGAACAUCUUAUUUAAAUAAUUUAUAUAAUGUUUUUGAUCGAGACCGAAUUUCGACGAUGUGUCUAUGUGUACUUGUCCUAUGUAUAAAAAUAAAAUAUUUGAAACAAUCA